Messenger RNA from Miscanthus lutarioriparius, 258 nucleotides. Lineage: Eukaryota; Viridiplantae; Streptophyta; Magnoliopsida; Poales; Poaceae. The record is from the annotation of a GenBank genome assembly.
AUGGCGAGCGUACGCGGGGAGGGCCAUCAAUGGGAGGAGGAUCACUGGCGCCGCCAGAUCCACCGCCGAGUGGACGCCACCUGUGAGGGGAGGAAUGCGCUGCCGGUUGGGAGGCCGGGGAAGGACGCGCUGCCCGUGGGAGGGUGUGCCGACAUGGCCGAUGGGGAGGGAACGACGCCGUGGCCGAUUGGGAGGGAGCGCAGCCAUGGCCGAUUGGGAGGUGGCGCCACUGCCGGCCCUGUGCGACGCCGCCAGUAA